CUCUUCAUUUACGAAACAUAAUUUAUGCUGCAGGAGCCAUGGUUGCUUCAUGAAUUUAAUGAGGAUUUUUAUGGAGAGGAAUUGCGUCUUGUCAUAGUUGGCUAUAUACGACCAGAAGUUAAUUUCCAAUCCCUUGAAAGCCUGAUAGCGAAGAUUCACGACGACAGAAGAAUUGCAGAGAGAGCCCUUGAUCUGCCAUUGUACUCAAAGCACAAGGAUGAUCCCUAUCUAAAUAGUUCUUUGCACAGUGAAAGCAACCAUGCAUGAUCUUUCUGAUUUUCAGGUUUCAUUCGGACAGAGACUAAUUUGUGAAAUUAGUAUUGCCUUCU
This is a messenger RNA of Hibiscus syriacus, 329 nucleotides long. Its product is annotated as bifunctional riboflavin kinase/FMN phosphatase-like. The transcript is spliced from 2 exons. Bases 25 to 267 code for a protein of 80 amino acids. Gene Ontology annotation, biological process: FMN biosynthetic process; riboflavin biosynthetic process. The record is from RefSeq and is a predicted model, not a curated record. Gene Ontology annotation, molecular function: riboflavin kinase activity. NCBI's taxonomy places the organism in Eukaryota, Viridiplantae, Streptophyta, Magnoliopsida, Malvales, Malvaceae.